Molecule: messenger RNA, 1206 nt
Organism: Lipotes vexillifer (Yangtze River dolphin)
Lineage: Eukaryota; Metazoa; Chordata; Mammalia; Artiodactyla; Lipotidae
Gene: OLFML1
Product: olfactomedin like 1
Exons: 3
Coding region: 1-1206 (401 amino acids)
Biological process (GO): signal transduction
Source: RefSeq, a predicted model, not a curated record
AUGCUGGCUCUUAGGCGAGCUUCUGCUUUCAGCGUUCUGAUCCUCACGGCCUUUCUGCCCCUGCCGCAGUUCGCCCAGGACCCGGCCAUGGUGCACUACAUCUAUCAGCGCUUUCAAGUCUUGGAGCAAGGACUGCAGAAAUGUACCCAAGCAACGAGAGAAUACAUUCAAGAUUUCCGAGAGUUCUCAAAAAACAUAUCCGUUAUGCUGGGACGAUGUCAGACGUACACAAGUGAGUACAAGAGUGCGGUCCAUAACCUGGCCCUGAGAGUCGAACGUGCCCAGCGGGAGAUCGACUACCUGGAGUACCUGCGGGAGGCUGAGGUGUGCACAGAGUCAGAGGACAAGAUGCUGGCAGAAAAGCAAGUCCAAGGAGCUGAGGAGGAGAAAAGGAUCCGAACACUGCUGAAUGCAAGCUGUGACAACAUGCUGAUGGGCAUAAAGUCUCUGAAAAUAGUGAAAAAGACAAUGGACACAGUUGGCUCUUGGAUGAAAGAUGCUGUCAGAGACUCUCCAAAAGUUUAUCUCUUAAUUGGAUCGAGAAACAACACUGUCUGGGAAUUUGCCAGCAUACGGGCAUUCAUGGAAGAUAGCACCAAGCCAGCCCCCCGGAAGCUGAUCCUAACACAUUCCUGGCAGGGGACAGGCCAAGUGAUCUACAAAGGUUUCCUAUUUUUUCACAGCCAAGGGACCCCCAAUGAGAUCAUCAAAUAUAACCUGCAGAAGAGGACCGUGGAAGACAGAAUGCUGCUCUUGGGAGGGGCAGGCAGAGCCCUGGCCUACCCGCACUCCCCCUCGACUUACAUUGACCUGGCUGUGGAUGAGCUCGGGCUCUGGGCCAUCCACUCAGGGCCAAGCAUCCACGGCCAUUUGGUUCUCACGAAAAUUGAGCCUGACACCCUGGGAGUGGAACACUCAUGGGACACUCCAUGUAGAAGUCAGGAUGCUGAAGCCUCAUUCCUCCUGUGUGGUGUCCUCUACGUGGUCUACAGUUCUGGUGGCCUCAGCCCGCAUCGCAUCACUUGUGUCUAUGAUCCGCUGGGCGCUGUCAUUGAGGAGAAUCUGCCCACCGUGUUCUUCCCCAGACGGUCAAGAAGUCACUCCAUGAUCCAUUACAACCCUAGAGAUAAGCAGCUCUAUGCCUGGAAUGAUGGAAACCAGAUCAUUUACAAACUCCAGACAAAGAGAAAGCAGCCUCUGCAGUGA